Messenger RNA from Manihot esculenta (cassava), 1403 nucleotides. RefSeq names its product novel plant SNARE 13. Gene Ontology annotation, cellular component: endoplasmic reticulum membrane; late endosome membrane; ER to Golgi transport vesicle membrane. The record is from RefSeq and is a predicted model, not a curated record. NCBI's taxonomy places the organism in Eukaryota, Viridiplantae, Streptophyta, Magnoliopsida, Malpighiales, Euphorbiaceae. The transcript is spliced from 10 exons. Gene Ontology annotation, biological process: vesicle fusion; retrograde vesicle-mediated transport, Golgi to endoplasmic reticulum. Gene Ontology annotation, molecular function: SNARE binding; SNAP receptor activity. The coding region runs from base 244 to 1053 and encodes 269 amino acids.
AGACAGCGAUCUCCUCUCUCUCUCUCUCUCUCUCUCUCUUCGUUCCAGCUUGUUUCCCCCCCCCCCCCUUUGCAUUCCCUUAAACCUAACUGUAUCUCUUCCUUUCUUCCAUCACGUUAGGGUUUCUUCUCCAAUUUCUCCCACAUGAUCCUUUGAUCGCAAUAUCCUUCCAUUUCACUUAUUUCAGGUUAGAUUUCGUCUAGCCGGGGAGUUUCAAGGCUUCCGGCCCCUAAUAUCAAUAAUAUGGCUUCGGACUUGCACAUGACCCCUCAGUUGGAGCAGAUCCAUGGUGAAAUUAAGGACAAUUUUCGAGCUCUCUCAAAUGGGUUCCAGAGGCUGGAUAAAAUCAAAGAUUCCAACAGACAAAGUAAACAGCUUGAGGAACUUACUGGGAAGAUGAGGGAGUGUAAAAGAUUGAUUAAAGAAUUUGAUCGUGAAAUUAAAGAUGAGGAGAUCAAAAAUCCUCCUGAACUAAAUAAGCAACUCAAUGAUGAGAAGCAAUCCAUGAUAAAAGAGCUGAAUUCCUAUGUCGCUCUGAGGAAAACUUUUAUGAAUAGCCUUGGUAACAAAAGAGUUGAACUUUUUGACAUGGGAGCAGGGGGCAGUGAACCUAUAGCUGAAGAAAAUGUUCAAAUGGCAUCAGCUAUGUCAAAUCAAGAACUCAUUGAUGCUGGUAUGAAGACAAUGGAUGAAACUGAUCAAGUCAUUGAACGAUCUAAAAAGGUUGUUGAACAAACAAUUGAAGUGGGAACUCAAACUGCUGUUACCUUAAAAGGCCAAACUGAACAAAUGGGUCGAAUUGUAAAUGAGCUGGAUACAAUUCAGUUCUCAAUUAAGAAGGCCUCACAGCUGGUGAAGGAAAUUGGGAGGCAGGUGGCGACAGAUAAAUGUAUAAUGCUAUUUCUUUUUCUCAUUGUAUGUGGUGUGAUAGCCAUCAUUGUUGUUAAGAUCGUCAACCCCAACAACAAAGAUAUCAGAGACAUUCCUGGGUUGGCACCUCCAGCCCCUUCAAGGAGGCUGUUGUAUCUAAGGGAUCCAGGACGUGUUGCUUAGAUUCAUCAUCUCUGACCAGUAUUUCUUCCCACCUUUUUUGAUGAUCUGUUGUAGUGGGAAUACUGCUACUUGCGAGCAUGCUCCAUAUUUUUUUUCCCUUCUCCCAAUUCAUUUCUCAUCCGAGUUGUGCAUAUCGCAUUUGUGAUUAUAUGUGUAAAACAUAUUUGAGGGCUUUUUGGCACUGUUUUGAAAGUUAUGCUCUGGUUCCUUGUUCAAAUAUUUUGUGAGACUGGCUGUGCUAGGAGGAAAAAGUUGCGACUGGAAAUGUGUAACAAAAUACGUUGAUGAACCAUUCGGGUGAUGUACAUUUUUCUUUUCAAAUAUGUCCCAUCAUGACUUUUUUCCCGCUA